UCCCGUUCUGGCCCCGGGCCCGCCCGGUGUGGGACUCCCAGUGCCCGGUGGUCACUCCCGGUACGCCGUGGGUCACUGCUGGUGCCCGUUGGGUCAUUCCCGGUGCCCCAUGGUCACUCCCAGUUCCCGCUGGGUCACUCCCGGUACACCGUGGGUCACUCCCGGUGCCCGCUGGGUCACGGCCAUACCGUCCCGGGCGCCCCCUGGCGGCGUGGCACGGCCCACGUUCCCCGGCGGUCACAUGACCGGGCGGGCGGAAGAUGGCGGAGCCGCCGGGCGCCGCCGCCGAGGACUCGUGGGGGAAGGUGGGGCCGGGAUCUGGUCGGGCCGGGCCGCCGGGUGCCGCGGGGGCGCAGGGCGGCGCGCCGGGACGGGGCUCGUGGCGGCCGGGCAGGCGCUCUUCAUGGAAAAUGCCCGGAAAGGCAGCAUAGUGUCCCGGGCCAACAGCAUCGGCUCCACCAGUGCCUCUUCUGUCCCCAACACAGAUGAUGAGGACAGUGACUGCGCUCAGGAGUCCCCCAAGGACACGUACAAGGACCAGCGCCGCCGGGCACACACCCAGGCCGAGCAGAAGCGCCGAGAUGCCAUCAAGAAAGGCUACAAUGACUUGCAAGCCAUCGUUCCCACCUGUGAGCAGCAGGAUUUCUCCAUCAGCUCACAGAAACUGAGCAAGGCCAUUGUGCUGCAGAAAACUAUCGACUACAUCCAGUUCCUGCAUAAGGAGAAGAAAAAGCAGGAGGAGGAAGUUUCUACCCUCAGGAAAGAUGUGAUGGCCUUGAAGAUCAUGAAAGUGAACUAUGAGCAGAUUGUGAAAGCUCAUCAGGACAACCCGAAUGAGGGGAAGAACCAGAUCUCUGACGAGUUGAAGUUCAAUGUUUUCCAAGGCAUCAUGGACUCCCUGUUCCAGUCCUUCAAUGCCUCAGUCUCUGUAACGAGUUUUCAGGAGCUCUCAGCAUGUGUCUUCAGCUGGAUUGAGGAGCACUGCAAGCCCCAGACGCUGCGGGACGUUGUCAUCGGGGUCCUGCACAAGGUGAAGAGCCAGCUCUACUGAGCCUCCCGUGCCACUGCUGUGCCCGUGGGGAUGGGGCACUUCUGCCAGAGGCCAGGGUGCCAGGCACCACCCUGGGCCCUCUCCCUUGUGGCUGUUAUUAAGGUUCUCUGAAUUAUUUAUUAUAUUCCUUCUGAAGCCCAACGGUGGCUGUGCAAACACUGCUGCUCCACUCGGUGCCACCAAAUCUUUAUUGGAACUGGGCAGGAGGGGAGAGAAGGAUGGGGGGCAGAGUCUCUGGCUCAGGCAGUGCCAUGGGGUUGCCUGUGCCACUGACUCUCCUUGCAGAGCUGAUCCCAGAGCAGCUGCACUCUGUGCCCUCAGGCCUGUGACAGCCCUGUUAUCCCCAGGGUGGGCAAAUGUGACAAAUGCAUACUAAAAACGAUGGGUUUCUGGUACAGCUGUAGGAAUUGCUUUUCCCUGACCCUCUGGGCUGUGCCCUGUCCCUCUGAAGCAGCUGUUUUGAGUCAACUGUUGCUUUUUGGAGGAGCCUGGCAGUGCUGGCAGCAGCAUGAGCUCAUCAAGAGCUGGGAGCUGUGGCCCUGGCAGCACAUGCUAGGGCCUUGAUGAACCCCAAGCAUGCUGCAGCCGUGAGUCCCUGGGAAGGAACAGAGGUUCCUGCAAGUGCUGGAACACCUCUCCUUUUCAGAAACUCCGGCUGUACUGCACAGGGAAGUUCUGCAGCUGUAGCACAGCAUGGCCACAUGCACUUGCUGCUCCUCCUUAGAACUUUUACACACACACAUACAUGACCAGCCUCGAUUGGAUUUUUAUUAUUGUAAACUUUGAAAUGGUCCCAGAGUGCUGCCUGUGCCAGCUGUAGAAGCAGCUGCUAUCAGGGACAUGUUUGACCCUGUUCUAUGCCCAGUUUGGGUCACAACUCUGCCUGGGUGAGGGCUGGGCACUGUCCAGAGUGAUGGGACCAGGGUGCUGCCAGCAGCAGGGUUUGUUCUCCAUAACCAUGGUUGUGCUCCUGCUCCAGGGGCACAUGCAGGGAAUGUUUAUUUCAGGCAGUUUUUCCAGCACUGAGGAGGGAGUGCUGCCUCCUGUCUUGGGAAGAAGACGUGGAAUUUUACAGACCUCACACAUUAAAGUGAUGUAUUUUUCUAUUGUGAAAAGUAAUUAAAUAAAUUUCACUGAAUGUUUUAA
This is a messenger RNA of Serinus canaria (Common canary), 2197 nucleotides long. RefSeq names its product MAX dimerization protein MLX (gene MLX). The record is from RefSeq and is a predicted model, not a curated record. Gene Ontology annotation, cellular component: nucleus. NCBI's taxonomy places the organism in Eukaryota, Metazoa, Chordata, Aves, Passeriformes, Fringillidae. The transcript has 7 exons. The coding region runs from base 110 to 1051 and encodes 313 amino acids. Gene Ontology annotation, molecular function: protein dimerization activity; DNA-binding transcription factor activity, RNA polymerase II-specific; RNA polymerase II cis-regulatory region sequence-specific DNA binding. Gene Ontology annotation, biological process: regulation of transcription by RNA polymerase II.